Molecule: messenger RNA, 1830 nt
Organism: Sclerotinia sclerotiorum 1980 UF-70
Lineage: Eukaryota; Fungi; Ascomycota; Leotiomycetes; Helotiales; Sclerotiniaceae
Exons: 2
Coding region: 1-1830 (609 amino acids)
Biological process (GO): DNA integration
Molecular function (GO): nucleic acid binding
Source: RefSeq, a predicted model, not a curated record
AUGGCCGCCUACAACUUCAGAAUUUCAUAUGUCAAAGGAAACGAAAAUGCUAGAGCAGAUGCUCUCAGCCGAAAACCAGAAUACUUACAAAGCAAAACACACGAAUCGCGCGCAAUACUAAAGCAGUACGGCGACGUUUUAGUCCACAAUAAACUACAACUUACCGCCACUUCAGGAGUAAACUAUGAUACUAUCAAGGACAUCAUAAAGACAGAAUACUCAACGGAUGCUACAGCCAAGAGAAUCCUAGCUAUCCCAGACAAUCCAGAAAGAGGAUUCACCAUCGAAAAUGGAUUCAUCCAUUUUCAUGGCAAGCUUUACAUACCCUCCAGUCUAGCUAAGGAUUACGUCACAGAACAACAUGAGCUUCCAGCUCACGGGCAUCAAGGUAUUACGAGAACCUUUGCCAGAAUAAGGAGAGAAGUCUACUUUCCAAAGAUGAGGACUAUAGUUGAGAACGUAGUUGGGAACUGCGACACCUGUAUAAGAAAUAAAGCCGCCCGGCAUGCACCUUAUGGCCAGCUCAAAACCCUCGAACUACCUACUCAACCAUGGAAGUCCAUUGCUUGGGAAUUUGUAGUAAAACUACCAUUAUCCAAAGACCCAGUCACCCAGAAGGAGUACGACUCCAUCCUGGUGGUGACGGAUAGAUUAAUCAAGUUCGCUCACAUGAUACCAUUCUGUGAAACUUGGACGGCAGAUGACCUUGCUUAUAUGUUCAUGCGGAAUAUAGUUAGCAUUCACGGUGUACCAGACGAGAUCAUCUCAGAUAGGGACAAGAUAUUCACAUCGAAAUUUUGGUCUACUCUUACGGUACUGCUUGGAGUCAAGAGAAAGCUCUCGACAGCUUUUCACCCACAAACAGAUGGCCAAACGGAACGAUUAAACCAAACGAUGGAAGCCUAUCUUCGCUGCUACAUCAACUACAGACAAGACAAUUGGGUUAAACUAUUACCCUUGGCACAAUUCGCAUACAAUACAUCAGAAACAGAAACAACAAAAGUGACGCCAGCAUACGCUAACUUCGGAUUCAAUCCAUUAGCAUACAAAUCACCAUUGCCACAAGAUGCGAAUACAGACGAAACCAUAAAAGAUAUCACGGAAAUCAAGGAGCUACAAGAACAACUUUCCUUGGAUUUACAGUUCAUCGCUUUAAGAACAGCGUCGUACUACAACGAAUCACGUAGUAUGGGAUCUACUCUUAAAAAGGGGGAUAAAGUUUAUCUACUACGAAGAAACAUACAAACAAAACGACUUAGCGAUAAACUAGAUCACAAGAAACUAGGACCAUUCAAAAUCGAGAAGGUAGUUGGACCAAUCAACUACAGGUUAAAAAUACCAUACACCAUGAAUAUUCACCCAGUAUUUUAUAUAUCCUUGCUCGAACUAGCACUACCAGGAGCGCCCGAUGCGCCCGUAACAGAAAUCGAACCAGUCAACCCAAACGCCAUAUAUGAUGUCGAAACAAUACUAGAUUGUAAAUGCGUCAGAGGCAAAAUCAAAUAUUUGAUCAAAUGGUUGGAUUACCCACAUUCAGAAAACACUUGGGAGCUCAAGAAGGAUCUCAGCUGCCCUGAGAAGUUGAAGGCAUUCCAUCAACGAUACCCGGAUCUACCCAAAAAGGAUCCGAAGGACUCAAGAAAGAAGAAGGGUCGAAAUUAUCCAAAAGAGUUUCCUUCCGCUCUUGAUCCAACCUUUCCUCCUAUCGAUCCAACGAAGCUCAAUCGGAAAUACGAGGCACUUCUCGAUCCCAAUCUUCUUCUAAGGGGAAUGUCGCAUCACAAGGCUUGCGAGCCAAGCACACACUCGGAACAACGAGAACGUUCAUGA